Molecule: messenger RNA, 3435 nt
Organism: Sander lucioperca (pikeperch)
Lineage: Eukaryota; Metazoa; Chordata; Actinopteri; Perciformes; Percidae
Product: E3 ubiquitin-protein ligase rnf152-B
Exons: 1
Coding region: 488-1258 (256 amino acids)
Biological process (GO): protein ubiquitination
Molecular function (GO): ubiquitin protein ligase activity
Source: RefSeq, a predicted model, not a curated record
GCCUAUGUUUGUUUGGAGCAUUGCUAGAUGAUCUUUGACAGUGAAUUGACGCCCCCGGUUGACCAAAUUAGCGCAUCCUGGCAUAUAGGCCUACGUAAUUGCACACACAAACAGCAAUACACACUCUCUCUAACGGGGACUUUCAGGCGACAGUUUGCUCUCUCUCUCUCUCUCUCUCUCUCUCUCUCUCUCUCUCUCUCUCUGGAUGGAUGAGCCCUCGCAUCGGAGUCGCCAUCAUUACAUCACCUAUCCCCACUCAGCCGAACACGAAAUGAGAGCUUUUAAAUAUAUUUAACCGGGACCCCGAUCGUCGUUUAGACUGAGUAGCAGACGCCCAUCCCAUAAUAAAAACAAAUCAACAAUAUAUAUCUGCGGGGAUGGUGGCGUUUCAAUGAGCGGGGAGGAGAGGAGGGGGAGAGGAGGAGAGACGUGUACCGUCAUCAGCAUCUGUCCGCCAGCUUCCUUUUGUUUUCACCGGAGAAUGUGAAUGGCGAAAGAUGACAUGGCAGAGGUAGAUUUGGCAUCAAACGCAGCGGAACCCCCCGGCGAGGCCCCCUCGGCGUUUCCCUACGAGGAGUACGAAUGCAAAAUCUGCUACAAUUAUUUCGACCUUGACCGCCGGGCUCCAAAGAUCCUCGAGUGCCUGCACACGUUCUGCGAGGAGUGCCUGAACACGCUUCAUCUUCGGGAGGAGCGGCCAUGGCGCAUCAGCUGCCCCGUCUGUCGCCACCGGACUCCUGUGCCGGAUUAUCGGAUACAAAACCUGCCCAACAACACCAAGGUGACGGAGGAUUUCCCGCUCUACAUCGACUCGGACCCCCUGCCUCAGGACGCUCUGCCGCCGUACCCUCCCCCGCUGCACCCAGCUCUGGUCGCCCUCCGCCGGGAGGAAGCGUCGGGGACGUCCAGUGUCAGCCAGGCGACCCCGUCCACCACCGUGUCCACUGCCACGACCCUCUCCCAGGACUCGGUGCGCUACGACAGCUGCCAGAGCUGCAAGAGAGUGGCACUGACCACCGGCUGCGUCUGCGUGAUCUUCUCCUUUCUGUCCAUGCUGGUGUUGCUGUUCAUGGGCCUAAUCUUUGUGCACAGUCAUAGCAUUCCUCCCUCGCCGGCGGGACCCAUUUGCUUGUCGGUUGCCAGCAUCCUGGCCAUGUUCUCGGUGGUCGUCACAUGGCUCAUCUGCUGGCUCAAAUACAGGCCAGACCAUGAGACAGGCCGGUCAUCCGCCACCAGUAACUCCCGGAGAAACGCCUGAUAGGCUGCUGGCUCUGAUUAUUGCUGGAGAUGUUGUACUGUGGAUGUGUGAUUGUGUACAUAAUACCUCCCUUUACCUUUUCUAGGAAUACAUCUUGUCCAAAAUGGCCUUUUAUCAGGAUAGCAAACACCCAAAGGCCUUCAUGUUGUUUGGAGCAAUAGGCCGACAUGAUCCUUAAUAAUCUUUUCCUUAAGUUGUGUAGCCUACUUAAAUUCACAGUAGGCCCAGCUGACUGGGCAUCUCAAUAAGUGAACGUGUCCAAUACUUAGACCCCUGUUGUUGGUCUAAGCUGAGGUUGGUGGUUUGAGGACUGAAUGUGAAGUGCUUAUUUCCAGGGUUUGAUACCCUCCCCACCCUAUCUUGCUAAAUUAUAUGAAUAUGCCACUAUGGUAACUGCCCAUGAUGAUCCACUCUUAUAUCUCAACAACACACUGUUGUAUUGUACAGAUACUUUGUAAUGUUCACUUCUGAUUUUCCAGGUGAUGGAUUUUGGUUUUUAUGGAGGCUUGUUUAUGUUUAUGUGAGAAGCCUCCAAAAUGUCACUCUGUUACAAAAAAGUGAUGUCCACAAUCCAGCUGUAAAUAGUCAAAAAGUGGAGUGGUAUACUGAAUAGGUGUCAUAAGUUUUUCCUGAAGACCUUCCUAACCCCUGUCAUUGAACUUAUUCUGAUGGCACUGUUUCCUUUAUCACUAUAUGAAAACUGCACCUCUUCCAGGGAUUCGAAGAGAUAGCUUGUGGUUUUGACCAUAUUUUUGGCUGCUUUUGUGCAUGUAAGGCCCCUGAAAAGUCAAGGCCUUUUUGUUUCUACUUUUUUUUUUUUUUUUUUUAACCAAAGGGACAUUGUCUCCUGACUCGUGUGCCUCACCUUGUUGCUAAAUGAAGUAAAACUUCACUGUAAUCAUGAUCAAAAUCAUGAAAUCAUGCACAGGCCUCCUGCCACCGACAGCGUCCAGCUGGAGUGUCGGCAGGGAUUUCCUCUUUCUGUCACAUGAUUUACACAACGGAAGUUUAAAGCAGGGUUUCCAACAUGGAGCUGCCUCCCAAAUCGGCACCUUUUUAUACUUGUGAAAAAUGUGGGUCUUCGCAUCUGGCUUCGAAGAAAGGUCAGAAUAGAUACCCAUGACUACAAGUAGGCAAUGUGUUUAACCGGUAUAAUCCAGGCUAAAGUCCACUUUCCUUUUCUUUCUUCAAAGUGUGAGAAUCUAAAGUAUCUGUUUCUUAGCCGGGCCAGACACGGUGAAAAACUGAUUAAAGGAUAUAUUUGGUGUCACUCUGGUUCCUCUGAGAUUGUCAGGAGUCAUAAUUACUUCUGGAAAGUGAAAGAGCCCCAUGAGCUUUGUGGCUGAGAAUAGAAAGAGGCCUAUAAGAAAGAUAUAAACACUUUGUGUUAUUUCAGUACCUGCACCAACACAAUGCAAAUAUUUAAUUUUCCUAAAUCAGUUUGUAUGGGCUUUUUCCUCAAAUGCAUUGUGGGUCUGAAAACAGAAACACUGAACUAACCUUUGAACACAGUGUAAUCAAAAAAAGGCUAAAACUUAAAAGGCCUAUAAUGGGAAAACUUCUUACUAUGAACAUUACUGUGAACCGUUGGUAAAUACUGUGUAUGUAAUCGUUGCUACAAUCUAUACAAUUAUUUAUUAUUCUUGCAUAUGGCAAAAAGUGAUACCUUAUUUGUGUUGCAGUGUAAGACCCUCAUAUUGACAAGUGUGUGAUGGUCUGCAUGUGUUCUGGCUCCCUGACAUUCCUGUCAGCAUUUAGUAUAGAAUUUGGAGAUGAUUUGGACACCAACGUGGUUUAACCUAUAAACACGUGUUGCCCUUGCACACUCAUGGUAUCGCACUGCAUGGGGGGAAAAGCAGAAAUACAAAAAGCACUAUUCAACAUGAUUCUUACACUCCCCAAUCUGAUUCAUGCUUGCUUCAAUCAUCCUGCUCAACCUUUUUCCAACUUUUAGAUGAUGCACUUUCACCCUCUUAUUUGACACAAGUAACAGGGUAUACCUUUGUUAAAUGGACGCAUAUUGUAUUUAUUUCAGAGGACCUAGAAAAUGUUGUUGGUUUUUAUGAGAACCUGUGGUUGUUGUUAAAGUACCAAAAUUAUUUGCACAGAGAAAUGUUAUUUAUGUGCUGUUUUACAUAAACACAUUUCAGUAAUAAAGGAAACAUGAAUACCCAUGA